GAGGAACGGGGGGAACAUAGAGACAGGAAUGAAUGGAGUGACAAUCCCAUUAUCUGAAUAAACUGAUGGUCUGAACUGGUUAAAUUUAAACAGAAUCUGUUUUGUUCAUCGCAAUUGCGUGACCUGUAGGUGAUGUUCUGUUUGAUAUCUUCAUGAGGUGUGUGUGUUAUGUGCCUUCGAUUACGACUUACGGCGACACUGAAUCAGCGACCUCCAAGAGCACCUGUCAUGAACCACCCUGUUCAGAUCUUGGCAUAAAGAUUUCUUUAAAACAUGUGGGAUGAUGUAGAGCUUUUGGCCUAUGAUGAUACAGGAAGUGGUCAGCUAAGUUUACAUUCCAGACUAGAAUGUGGAAGCACGCUGUAUCAAAUCAAUGCACUAAUUAAAGUCACUUCAUCUGAAAAGAUUUUGUCUAACCCAAAAUUAUAUGGACAUAACUCCAGUGAUGGCUGUGUGUUGGUGGCUGACAGAACAGUGGUGGUGCUUGACAAUAUCUGUCAGUCUCUUCAGAUGUUUCUUCAGUUUGAGGCUGAGGUGGAUGUUGUUGGCUUGUGUCAAGAAGCACAGUUCCUUGUAGUGGGGGAGAGAAGUGGCAACCUCCAUCUUAUUCAUGUAUCAUCAAAACAAACCUUGUUAACAAAUAUGUUGGUUCAACGAUCUUCAAAUGACAGGACUUACUUGAAACUUAUUCUAGAAAAAGAUAGUUCUGAUAAAGGAACCUAUCAUGCGUUCAUUCUCACAAACAAUGGGUUCUUCUGUAUUAUGCACCUUCCGCUUGCCAAAACUCAGGAAGCAAUUGACAAGAUGGACUUCAGUACUGCAAAGAAGCUACAAGGGCAAGUGGAAACGUGUUUUAUUUCUACCGAAGACUAUCACACCACUGGCUGCCUGACUUCCACAACUACGCACGCAACAAACAAGAUCAUUUUGAUCAUAGGGGGUGUAGGUGACUGUGUGAUGUCUGUGUGGGAAGUGAAUCCAAAAAAAACCCUGAUAUCCAUUCAAGCUGUUGCUGAUUCAAGUAUGAUUGAAGCUGCAAAAAUGCUUCAGGUUGUAGAUGGCUUAUUGUUUGUCUUGGAUAACGAGAAUAUUUUGUCACUGUGGGAUAUUUGCACUCUAACUUUGAUUUGGGACUGCCCUUCUGUUCACAUUGAAGAAUUUCUUCUGACUUCAGAAUCAGAUUUGUCAACAGUUGCCGGACAGGGGAUUGCCAGUCUUAAGCUGGUCGCUUUGACAAACCCUGAUGAUGACAAACAGAUGAGGAACAUCAUGGUUUUUUCGCUGCCUGCUAUGCACCAGCUCUAUUCUUUGGAAGUAACUAAUGUUUCCUCACUGAUUCAAAGUGGAAUCAAUACGGAUACAAUUUACUUUUUGGAAGGAAUGUAUGAAAACAACCAAAAGGCUUCUGACACUCCAGUCUCGCUCCUGGUAAUGAGAUGCUUAACGGAAGCCUUACCUGAGAACAGGCUGAGCCGUUUACUUCACAAACACAAGUUUACAGAGGCUGAGAAUUUUGCUAUACAGUUUGGACUGGAAGUUGAGCUUGUUUACAAAGUGAAAAUGAGCUCUAUUUUGGAGCGACUGGCUUCAGACUCUGCUUCUGGUGAAGGGCGAUCAGUUUGGCUAGAACUUGUGGCUCAAGCUAAAGAAACCCUGAAUAAAAUAAAGGAUAACCAGUUCGUGACCGAGUAUUGCAUAAAUACUCCAUGGCCAACGUAUGAAAGUGCUCAAGAAAUGCUGAACUAUGCUAGAAGCAGGAUCCUGAAGAGAGAUGAUGCAACUGUUGCCUCUCUUUUAACAGGAGACGCAGCGUCUCUUACAGAGGUGCUGCAGGCGCAAGCAAAGCUAACAACCUUUUAUGGAGCAUUUGGGCCAGAGAUGUUCAGUGGAACUGCAUGGCAUGAAUUUCUGAACAACAAGGACUUCCUCGGGGACAUCUUUUUACUGCUAAAAGGAGGAAAUCUCACUUCUGCACAAUACCUCUGGAUAAGGCAUCAGGCAGACUUUGAAAGUGGCUUUAGCAUGCAAAUGCUGGAUAACUUGCUUGACGCAAUCCCUACAACGGUUUCCCCCAAAGAACUGUGCCUGUGGUUUAAAGAAGUUGUUCUUCCUUUUGCAAGGCGAGUUGUGCCCCAAGGACAGAAGAGAAUAGCAAAGUGGCUGGAGCAAAGAGCACGAAACCUUGAGUUAACUGAUAAGGCCAAUUGGCCAGAAAAUGGACUCGAAAUGGCACAGGUGUUUUUUACCAGCAAAGAUCCAGGUGAAUUUGGAUCUGCAUCUUCCUGGUGUGGCAUUUCUUUGAAGGACAUUGAUGGUGAGGAGGUCCGUUGUCUAACCGAAUUGGUCAGUGCUUUACAGGGCUUGGUAGACCUCUAUAAGAAAUACAACUGUAGGCUGGCCCUCUGUAACUUUCAAAAGGAAAAUGCAAAUACUAUCGUUUUUCAUAUGUUUGAUAAAGUUCUGGCAGCAGAACUCAUUCCAGUCACUUUAGAGAAGUAUAUUGAACCGUACAUGUACCAUCAUAAUCUGGAAAAAGAUGAAGUUCUCUUGCAGUACAUAAAGGACUUACUAAAACGGUACUGUACAUGGUCGACAUCUGUCUUUGACACUACUUGGGAAGCAAAGGCCAUAGCCAUCUUGGGCUGCAUGUCCAACAUAGAUCUGAUCUUUGAAGGAAUACUGGCAAUAAUGCACAGUGCUGUGGUUCCCUGGAGUCCAGGAGUGGAACAGCUCGUUCAACAGUACCUGGACACAGACCAUGCCAAAGUGAAACUUUUGCAAGAAGGUUACAGGCUGAUGGAAAUGAAGAAACUUUUACGGAGUUAUGGAAUAAGAGACACCAAUCUUUUAAAUGAUAAACAAAUGAUACUGAUGCUGGUAAAGUACAUUCUUAAACAAGAUACUUCCUCUUCUUUAGAAGAUGCUUUGAAAAUAGUGUAUGCAUUUAUGUUGCCUACUGCAGAAGUGUAUGUCUGGAGGAUUGUGGACCUUAUUGAUAAAGAAAAGGGAGAUGAUGUCAUAAACUUAUUAAAAAUUCUGCCUUCUGCUGAAGCUGUGGAAAUUGCAGAGAAACUGUUGAUAUGGGGAAGACUGAUAUUGGAGAAAGGAAUGGAUGACUCUGAAGAACAGAAAAUGCAGCUGUAUGUGAAAAAAAUCCUUGUGGAGAUCCUCAGAUUCCUGCUCAGUUGUCAGAAAGAAAAUAUUUUGAAAAAAGAAGAAUAUGAAGCAGAUUUUAAAUUGUUUAAAAUUCUUGUAGCCUUACAGGAGAAUUUUAACAUCUGCACUUCGGUCGAAGGUUAUUGGAAUCGAUUGCUAGUGUCUCAGCUCCUUGAAGAGCAAAUCCAAGGAGAAGAGACCAGUUUGAAGGACAGCGAUGUAAAGAAACAGUUGUCUCAGGCCAGGCUUUACAGACUGGCUUUGCUUCUGCAGAGGACCAAGCAUGAAAUGGGCUCAGAGUUGGUGCUAAGAGCAUUAGAUACUGGAAAAUUUGAAGAAGCACUAAAUAUAUGCAGAUUUUUUCUUGAGGAACACCCUAAUGAACAAACAGGGCAGCUGCUGUUUUUAGCAUGUCAAAAACUUUGUCACAAGCUGGGUUCUGAUACUCUGAUGGUUAUGCCCAAAGGAUUAAAUCUUCCAGCUGUGGUCAACAAAAUGGCAUGUCACGCAGUUACAAUCUGUAGUCCAGAUCUGAUCUUAGAUGCGCUGGAGCUUUGUAAAUAUACGUUAUUUGCCCAUGAAAUUUAUGGAAAGUGCCAAAUUGAGGACUAUGGAUUUAUAUCAAAGACAACCUCUUUUGGAACUGAUAAAGACCCUUAUGUAGAGUGGAUGUUUGAUGACUUUUUCACUGAAGAUGGAGCAGUCCUGAACCUACCCUCUGUGCUGCCAUCUGCAUAUGAAAUCAGUUCUUCCAUGGUGACUCAAGCAGAACGGAAAAUGUAUCCUCUGGACUCAACCAGUCUGGCAUAUUGUCCAUUUGAACAAGGAAGGAAUUUUUGUUUGCUGUGCAUGAAUCCCAUCUCUGAUCUGCUAAGGAGCCUACAAGAAUGUAGCCAACUUGAGUUGGCUUUGGGACUAAUUGCCUCCUCUUUCGGCUCCUUGUUGCAGCACAUCAUCUCAAACAGCAUGGAUAUUGGUCUGGGAGAAAAGCUGCAUGGCCAGAAAACACAGGAUGAUGCCAGAACAUUCCUUUUAACAAUGAUACAAAGUUCUACUUCACUGAUUAAAAGCAUUGUUAUGGUCCUAUUGCACAAGGUUUUCAACAGUCACUUGAUAGAUCACAAUCUUGCACUGGGUUACUGCACUCUGUUGCCCAAAGACAUUAUAUUUGAAAAGCUCUGGGACAUCAUAAACAACACAUCGCAGAAUUACAGCAAGAUUCUGGCAGUUGGUCUUGUUGGAGCUCAGCUAGCCAGUUGCUAUGAUGAGACAAAGGUGAAACAAGCAUUUGAAGAAUUAAUAAUUGAUGCUGAAUGGGGUAUCCAGCUUGGUAAACUUGGCAUCUCUUUCCAGAAUUUAUUUAGAAUGCCGUCAGUAAGGAAGAAAGAACUUCUAAGAACUUUGGUUCAGCAUCCAAAUGUGGAUACAGAUCUCAUACUGAAGUACUGCAGCACUUUCCUGUUGGAUACUGAUGCAGCGUUGCAGCUUUGCAUUGAAACACACCUCCUCCAGAAUGCCAGCAUAAGUCACAUUGCAGGAGAUUCUUUGGGGGGUUCUGGGAAGGGAACUCAUGUGUCAGUAGUGGCCAAAGCUGCAGAAACAAUCUGUCUUCUGAGCAGCACCACUGGCUUGGUUACAAGCCUCAGUGCAAUGUUACACAAGCUUGACCCAUAUGACUAUGAAAGUAUUGAAAGUCUUCUGACAAUUAUAGAAAGGGCUGGUGGGGAAACAGCAGGCAUCUCACUGAAUCAGGCCCUGAUGCUCAUAAAACACCUGAAAUCCUAUAAAAGAAUUUCCACUCCUGGAAAUCUGGAACAACAGUAUGUUUUUGAACAGGUCAUUCCUUUAUCACCAGCUGCUCAAACAAGGCUGCCUUUCCACUUGAUCUUCUUCAGAACACAGUGUUUCUGGAAAAUCAUUAUUCCAGAGCUCAGUGAGGAAUCGUUCCCAAAGCUUCUCUUGAUCUCAAAGCUCAUGAAGGUCUCGCUGGACACCCUCUACAUGUCUGCAGCCGACCACAUCUUCCAAGCAAAGCUGAAGCCGAAAAUGUUGGAACUGACGAGAAAUGGAUAUUUGCUGAUGGCUAACAAGGAAACUGUUCAAACUAUGCAAACCAUUCAGUCUUAUUUGCUCUCUAUAACUAACCCAGAGUGGGCUACAGCACUUGCCCACAAGAUCUCACAAGAACUUCCGACAGGAUCUGCCAAGAUCCAUGCUCUGGAAUUCUGCUGCAAUUUAGCUGAAGGAUGGCUAAAGAAUAAAGCUGUGAUGGACGAGUCUCGCGACAAGGCCCAAGUGCACCUGAAGAAGCUGCAGGUGCAACACCAGAGAUCUGCUACAGAGGCUGUGCUCGUGGCGCACAAGCUGAACUCUGAGGAACAUCAGAAACUCAUUGGAAAGCCUGCAAAUCUGGUCAUUUUGCUUUAUCAGCACAGCAGCAUAUCUUGGAGAGUUCAGAAUCCAGCUGGCAGAGAUUACCCAGAUAUCCAUGCUGCAGCUGAAGAAAUAGCUGAAAUUAACGACUUGGAUAUGAAGAAAAUAUGGGAUAUGCUAUUAGAAAAAUGGCUGUGCCCAAGUGUACCACCAAGAGACGUCUUUGAAGACAUCCAAGAUGAAGACUUUAAGAGAGUGUUAUACCUCCUACAGCUUGGCCCAAUGGAUAAGCACUUAAGAAUCCUUUAUGCAUGUACAGUAACUGUGACAUCUCCUAUUGGAGUAAACCAGCUGACCUUCGCUCACAGAAGCCGGGCUCUCAAGUGUCUGCUUUGUUUGGCAGACCCUUGUGCUCUCGAAUUCCUCUUCAAAAAACCCAUCGAGAAAGUGAAGUGUUUCCUGAAAUGCUUAAUUUACCUCGCUCAGUUUGAAAUUCUGAAUAUUCCAUACACAUAUGAAUCAUUUCAUAGCACUCCCAAGGAAGCAAUGAUCAAAGGCUUGUGGAAGAACCAUAGCCACGAACCCAUGGCAGUGAAACUUGUGACAGAGCUUAGUUUGGAAUACAAAGUGCACAGUCCUUUACUCUGGAAUGGUUUGCUUCAGAAGCUAAUUGAUUUCAAUAUGGUCCAUUAUCUGAAGAAGGUUUUGGUACAGAUUACUGGGAUCUAUUCCUUAUGGCAGAUCCCAAACUUCAGCAGAGCUUGGCAGAGUGUCAUCCUGGCGCCAUUUCUUUCAGCUUCACAGCCACCUAGUCCGACUCAGCUGGAAGCAUGCUGCGAGUCUUUCAGAAUGUUAUUGAUGUGCCCCCUCCUGGCUGAUCUAGAUCUCAUUGGGAUUGCAAAGCAGCAUGCCCAGUUAGAGCUGCCGGCUUUGGCCUUGGGAUGCCUGUUGCUGAUUCCACAGCCUGAGAAGAGAGCUCAACAGAUUCAGGACUUCCUAACCUCAUGCCCGCUUGGGACUGUGUUACAGCAAGUAGAGGAGCACAUGAGCCUGGGUGUGGUAGCUGGCUUUGCUAUACAGAUUAGGAGUCUGCUUCUAGACUACAUCAUAAAUGAGGAUGAAGAGUUUGCAACCACAAAAUACUUUCCAUUAUUGAAGUUACACGAGAUGGGUCCAGACAAAAUGAAAGGCUUGGUGGAAAAACUUGUAGAUAAAAAUAGGAUGGAUGAUGCAGCAGCCCUAAUAACAGAGUAUCUUAAAAAAAAUAGAAAUCCUCUUCCACAGGACAAGCUAUCUUCAGAAGUUGUGAAGAUGUACUUCAGUGAGCUGGCAUAGAUCUCUUGUCAUAACAGCCAGGAAAACAAGAGACCCUGUUUUUAUCUUCUAGAAGACAAUGAGACUCCUAAGAUGCCAUUAUAAAACUUAAUAUCAAACAUAGAAUUGCAACUGAAAGACUGUUAUUGUGAGUUUUUUGCAUUGUGUAUAUAUAUUUUUUAAUUUACAUACCUGCCCUCCUCUUAUUACUGUUUAUAGCUGACAGUUCCAAGCGUAGCUGUUUUUACUGACUCACUUGGCAAUCCUUUUUGUAUUCCUACACUGUAAUAACUGUGUAAUGAGUAAAACAAAUGCUUAUAUGUACUUUGUGCGUUUGUUUCGUGACUUACCAUAGAUGUUGUAUGCCAUAAAUAAUGUUACCUUGACCAAAUUAAAGUUAAAGUAUU
Molecule: messenger RNA, 7250 nt
Organism: Rhineura floridana
Lineage: Eukaryota; Metazoa; Chordata; Lepidosauria; Squamata; Rhineuridae
Gene: KNTC1
Product: kinetochore associated 1
Exons: 65
Coding region: 274-6864 (2196 amino acids)
Biological process (GO): protein localization to kinetochore involved in kinetochore assembly; mitotic spindle assembly checkpoint signaling; mitotic sister chromatid segregation
Cellular component (GO): kinetochore microtubule; RZZ complex; cytoplasm
Molecular function (GO): small GTPase binding
Source: RefSeq, a predicted model, not a curated record